UAGCAGUUAGUGAUUCAACAGAAUCCGAACGAGUAACAAUCAAUCUGACAAGCAAUAAAAGUUUGUUGACCAAAAGCCUUGCCAAAAGCUAUGAAACUUCUUGGGUUGCUCAUAGGAAUGUUGGCGAUCGUAGCAAGCGCGACAGCCAACUCAAGCCAACCUUCAUCAACUACUUAUUUGCAAAAAUUGGUUCAUAACGGUCUUAUUGCAAACCAUAAUGUUCGACGGAUAAAGCGUUAUUCGGAUGAAGAGAAUACGGCACUCUUUGUCGGUAUUAUCCCAAAAGUCACAUAUAGAUCGGGAGAAGUCAGGUCUGUAAACUUAUCAUCAAUCGUUCCUUUAGCAAGAGAAAGAAUUUCUCAUUUAACGAACAAACGUUGCGUCAUAGAUGGCCCAUCAGUAACACCAUUUUCUAUUCAAAUUCAAAGAGAUUUCAAUUACCUGGCUGAACAAGGCCGAUGUAUGUUUUUACGUGAAUUUAAUAAUUUUGAUGAUUAUUAUCAAUAUUAUUACAAGUUUGGUAAACCAAUUAUGAAAAUGGUGGGUUCGGAUCAUAAAUUUAGAGGCGAAAUCGGGUUGGAUGCCGAAAAUGAAAAAAUCAUCUUUUUUGGAAAUAAUAUAACUUUUGGUGGUGGUUCUUCCACUGAGAUCUUCGCAACAAUAGUAAUAAAAAAUCAAAAAGAUGAACAAGUGAAGACCAUACACUUAUUUUCAACGCAAAACAUGCUAGAUAUCAUUAGAGCGUAUGAUCUGAAAAAUGGAAUAAGUUAUGAGUACGGUUUUGUAAUUGAGGUGUCAAUGGCCAAAUCGAACCUGAUACAUUUCAAAAUCAAUGAAUCUAACGAUUAUCAUCAGAAUGGAACGUUAACCAAGAGAAAAUUCAUAAUAAUCAGUGAUGUUUUGUUAUCUUAUGAAUUUUACGAACAACAAUAUCUGAAAUUGUUGACGGAAUGGCAAGACAAUUUUGAAUAUUGGACAAAUAACUUGAACUUUCGAGCAAGUCCCGGUGACUCGGCGACCGAAAUUGAAAAAAAACGAAAAGAAUGGAAGCAACAGAAUUUUGGGACUUUAUUAGAUAAAAUUCAUUCAUUGCAUCAAGAUAUUCAAAUCAUACAAAACAGUGACCAUAUUAGGGAUUUGCAAAACAAAGUUCAUAAGCUAAAAAAUGAAAUUACGCUUAAAUUUGAAGAGGUACAUGAUCUAAUAUCCAAUUUGAAAUCGAGAGUUGAUAUAAUGAAGUUAUCAUUAGACACUCACACUUCGAAUUCAAAUGGUGCGUCAUGUUCAAGUGCCUUUGGAAUCAUUUCACCGAUUUCUUCUCUUGUUCCUGUAGCUGGGGCAAUUACAUCGGCUAUUACUGCAGUUAUUGGAGCGGCUUGUGCAAUAGCGGGUCAUUAACUACCAUAUGCACAAAAUCGUAAUGUUAUCACGAAUGCGUCGAUACAAAAUAAAGAAUUUUUGUCGUUUUGAUUUUCGUUUAAAGAAUUUGUAAGUUAGAAUGAACCUAAAAAAUCAUUAUUGAAUUUUCGCGUUUGUUCCACGCGAAUAUUUUGAGUUAUCUUCAACAAAAAUUCUGCAAUAAUAAAGAGAUUUUAAAAUAGAAUCGUUAUAAUUAGUUCAAAUGGUUAUCAGUGCAAGCGUAAGCAUAUUUUUUUAUUGACAAAACCACAUAAUAAAUGUUAAAAUAAAUUUUUAUAAAUUAUGUCUAU
Molecule: messenger RNA, 1709 nt
Organism: Bradysia coprophila
Lineage: Eukaryota; Metazoa; Arthropoda; Insecta; Diptera; Sciaridae
Source: RefSeq, a predicted model, not a curated record